AUGGGCAAAGUGGCAACACCAACAAGAAUAAACGAGCUCGCGGCGCUGGUACUAGCGUUAGUGGAAUCACUAACGGUCGCGAUCGAGAUCGCAAUGAGGAUCAGAAGCCACAACGGCUUUCGUCGAAACAACCAGGAAAUCUUACAGCAACAGCCCCCUCUACCUCGGACCCAUCGGAAGUCCAAGCCGGGUCGACUUCUCUAGCAGACUCAGAGACGAUACCAGAGCAGAUACUCAAUGGGUUGGCCUUGGAUAAGGACGCUGGUACCCCAGGAACCGGUGCGGACGCUCCUAAUGGUUCUGGUGCUCAGUCUAGACCAACAGUCCCAAAGCGGUUCUCGUCGGGUCGAAAUGGGUCGUCCGACAUGGGGUAUGGUCCAAUAGGAUCUCCCCCAAGUGGCAAUCCACUCUCUUCCGCCAUGGGUAUGCGACCGCCUUUUUCAUCCCCUCUUGGUCAGAAUCAUUUCUCUCCAGGCACAAGCCCUACCGCCAAUCACAUCCAGCCCUCUACCUCUCCCUUUACACAGGGUGAGAGAAUGCAGCAGUCUAUCUUCGGUGCUUAUUCUCGUGGUAUGCCUAGCGAGCGAUCUGAACAGAGUCCUAUCGCCAUUCAAAGGCAACCUUGGCGUCCACCAACCCUUGCCGAGAGGACUGAGAACGCUGUUGGCUCAGAUGAAGAAGACCUCGAGGAAUUCCUUCCGUCAUCUCUCAAUGACCUCCUCACUCCUGAGGAGAGACGUCGCCGCCUCAGUCGCUCUGGUGGCCCCAGAAUGACAUCUGCAGCCCCGAAUGACGGCAGCGUUGGGAAUAUCGGGCUUGGUAGCGUUGGUAGCAUGGGUAUGACGAGCAACCAUCGAUAUUCGAGGUCCGUUCCAGCUGCUCGACUCUUGGAUAAUCCUUCCAUUUGGAGAGACAAUGACCGGGAGACUGGGCAUCUUUCUACUGCUUCUCUCUCCUUCCGUAGCAAUGGUCUUGGCAGUGAAGGCUUUUCACCCACUCAGAUCCAAAUGGGUACCUCGAAUGCUUCGGGUGCCUUCCUACACGGCCCACAUUAUACACGCCCGACUGCAGUCAACUCCAACACCUCCUACCUCACUCGACAAAUCCUGUCCCAAUCGUACGAAGAGACAGACGUUCUUGGUGCUGUUCCAACUCCCGCUGCCAUUGCUGCCAGAGCAGGAAAUCGAUAUGAAUCUCCCUAUACCCAGGCUUCAUCCCGAGUGGUUCAGCUUGGUACCGAUGCGCUAUCCCCGUCUUCUCGAGCUCUGCAAUCACAUGCUCCCGGCCAAAGCUUGCCUCAAGGUAUAGCUGCCGGGUUCCGUCUGCACCUCGUACCUUCAGCAGUGGGCCAGCAGAGUGGUAUGAAGUUGCCAGGAUCAACAAUGAGCAUGGGCAUGGGUAUGGGAAUGAACGCGAUGCCCGAUGGAGCAGUCAAAGCCAACCCUCGCAGCCCAUUGAGGUCUCAAUUCUUAGGAAACACUGUAGGGAGCCCAUCCAACUCUGGUUUAUCGUCCCUUGGUGGUGAUAUGACAAACAUAUCUGCCUUAUCGUCUUCUCCCGGUGGCGUCAGCGCUAUGCGCACGACUUCUUGGGCAACAUUGGCACAAAAUCUACCUUCAACUGGCAUUUCUCCCUCCGCUUCCACCCGUCUUGCUGCUGUCAACACUGGCAGUGUUCCCGGAGCUCCGAAGCCGUCGGAUGACGAUACCCUCUUCGACUUCGAUUAA
This is a messenger RNA of Acaulospora colombiana, 1727 nucleotides long. The record is from the annotation of a GenBank genome assembly. NCBI's taxonomy places the organism in Eukaryota, Fungi, Glomeromycota, Glomeromycetes, Diversisporales, Acaulosporaceae.